AUGGGUAUGGCAUUGGUUAUCAGCAAUGACGGCUUGAGGCGGCUCGCGUCAAGACUACGCACCGAGUUUGCUAUAUAUUAUAUAAUAAUACAAAGCGGUCGACGCUCGGUCCAAGGCUCGAAGCCCGACCGAAACUCUUCGCUUAUCAUCUGCAUCUCUCUCUUCUCGGCGACCUACCAUCACUCUGUCCUUCUCUCUCAUGGCGGAGAACGGCACGCCCUCCCCGGCCGCGGAGGCGGCGGAGCGGGCGCCGGCGGCGGAGCGGGCGCCGGCGGCGGCGGUGGAGAAAAAGGUCGAGGAGAAGAGAUCCUGGGCGAUGAAGAGCCCGAGGAGGAGGCGACCGCCCCCCCUCCGCCGCCCACCACCAGUAGCAGCGGAGCGGAGGCUGAGACCGCUGAGCUCAAGAAGAUCGAGGAGCUCAGCAUUUCAGAGGGCCUCGAGGAUCCGGAUGAAUUAGAUAUAAAGACCGUGACGUCGGGGGAGACAGUUUAUGAAUCGGCUGUUAAAUUUGAGGACCUACCCCUGUCACAGGAGCUUCUUAAGGGUUUGAAACUCGAGAUGAAGUUUAGCAGGCCUAGCAAGAUUCAGGCAGUAACCCUACCGAUGAUUCUUACUCCCCCCUUCAAAGAUCUGGUGGCUCAAGCCCACAAUGCCGGAAAAACUACGUGUUUCGUGCUUGGCAUGCUCAGCCGAGUCGAUCCGAGUAAAAAGAUACCACAAGCAAUCUGCAUAUGCCCUACCAGAGAGCUGGCGAUCCAGAAUCAGAAUGUGCUUUUGAAGAUGGGAAAGUAUACUGGCAUAACUUCAAUGUGUGCUAUACCAUCAGAUUCGGCAAAUUAUAUCCCGAUCUCAAGACGUCCGCCAGUAACCGAUCAAGUAGUGAUCGGCACUCCUGGUACAAUUAAAAAGUGGACCUCAGCAAGGAAGUUGGCCACGCGGGAUGUGAUGAUCCUUGUCUUUGAUGAGGCUGACCACAUGCUAGCUGAGGAUGGCUUUAAAGAUGAUUCUGAGAGAAUCAUGAAGGAGAUUCGAAGGAGCAGUGGCAGCUGCCAGGUGCUACUCUUCUCUGCUACCUUUAAUGAAACUGUCAAGUCAUUUGUAUCAGGGUUAGGAUUGCAUCAGAUCUUCGUGAAGAAGAAGAGCUCACAUUGGAAAAAGUAAGCAUACAAGGUUCAUGUCCAGAUGAUUGCAAAUUGGAAGUGAUUAAGGGAUAAAAUUUUUGAAUUUGACAAGGGUGGCAGACUAUUAUAUUUGUCCGGACAAGGAACAGUGCACAUGUUACAUACGUCAUUACUUAAGGAUGGUUAUGAUGCACAUCAAUUCAGGUGCACUCAAGCAGAAGAUAGGGACAAAUUAUACAGAUUUAAAGUUGGACUAACCCGUGUCCUUAUAACUACUCUGAUCUUCUUGCUCGAGUUUUGA
Messenger RNA from Phoenix dactylifera (date palm), 1422 nucleotides. The record is from RefSeq and is a predicted model, not a curated record. NCBI's taxonomy places the organism in Eukaryota, Viridiplantae, Streptophyta, Magnoliopsida, Arecales, Arecaceae.